Molecule: messenger RNA, 2063 nt
Organism: Drosophila bipectinata
Lineage: Eukaryota; Metazoa; Arthropoda; Insecta; Diptera; Drosophilidae
Product: peptidylprolyl isomerase domain and WD repeat-containing protein 1
Biological process (GO): protein peptidyl-prolyl isomerization
Molecular function (GO): protein binding; peptidyl-prolyl cis-trans isomerase activity
Source: RefSeq, a predicted model, not a curated record
AUGGGACAGCUGAUUUACGCUACUUUCCAUCCCUGGCAGCAAAGCUGGCGGCAAAAACAUCUCACACUUUGUUUUGUGUUGUGGUUGUGCAGCCGGAAAAUGAGCGAUAAUCCCGAGAAACCUGAUCUGAAGCGCUCUGCCCCUGAAGAGGAUGAAGCACCUCCACCUGAUCAAGCCGAAUCUACUCAAAAUCCGGAAGAAGCAGAAGCCGAGGAUGGCGGCUGGAUUGGACCAAUGCCAUCGGAACAAAGUGCUCCGGCACCGGCAAAGAAAAAGAAGGUCUUGCCCUAUGAGCACAUCUAUCUGGAAAACCUUCCCAAUGCCGAAAGCUACGAGAGGAGCUACAUGCAUCGCGAUGUUAUCACGCACCUAGUGUGCACCAAGUCUGAUUUUGUGGUGACUGCCAGUCUGGACGGACACAUCAAGUUCUGGAAGAAAGGGGAGCUGGGCAUCGAGUUCGUCAAGCACUUUCGCAGCCAUCUAGUACCCAUCAAAUCGCUGACCACUAAUGGCAGUGGCACCCUUCUCUGCUCGGCGGCCACAGAUCAGACCGCUAAGGUCUUUGAUGUUGUUAACUUCGAUAUGAUCAACAUUAUCCGGCUGGGCUUCACCCCGCAGUGCAGUGAAUGGAUAAACGCUCCUGCCGAUCCAGUGCAAGGAUUAGCUAUAUCGGAUUCGGAGAGCAGCUGCAUACACAUAUAUGAUGGGCAAGGAGGUGGAGAAGUGUUGCACACUUUGGAGAAACUCCAUUCUGCGCCGGUGGUGGCCAUGUGCUUCAAUGCGGCUAUGGAAACUGUAAUAUCUGUAGAUCGUAAUGGGAUUCUUGAGUACUGGCAGAACUCAAAGAAUGACUAUAAAUUCCCGCAGCGUCUGGUCAAUUUUGACUCCAAGCUGGACACAGGCCUAUUUGAGUUUGCCAAGAAAAAAACUCAAGUUACAGGUCUGGCAGCUACGCCGGAUGGAAAACGAUUCGCUGCCAUUUCCACAGAUCGGAAAGUUCGUGUUUUUCAGUUCAGCACGGGAAAGAUGAUCCGUGUGUUUGACGAAGCCCUCACCACGUACACUCAAAUGCAACAGACCCAGCAUGCUCUUCCCAAUAUGGAGUUUGGUAGAAGGAUGGCGGCUGAGAGGGAUCUGGAGAAGACUUCCCACAAUACCACCCUCAAUAUAUUGUUUGACAGCACGGGCCAUUUUCUGCUUUAUCCCACAAUGCUGGGAAUAAAGGUGGUUAAUGUGGUGACCAACCGCUGUGUUACUAUCCUUGGAAAAACAGACAAUAUACGUCCUUUGCAAGUGGCGUUAUUCCAGGGUAGAAUUAAACGACAAAAGGCAGCAGUUACUCUUGAACAGGAAGCUAGUGAAAAUCCGGCUCUACAGAAUAUUUUGAAUGAUCCAACCGCCUUCUGCACCGCAUACAAAAAAAAUCGGUUCUUUUUGUACAGUAGGAGACUGCCGUCGGACCUGCAGGACGUGGAUCGUGAUAUAUUCAAUGAGAAACCCUCAAAGGAGGAUAUUAUUGCAGUGCCAGAGGCUACAGUUGUGCAACGUAUUUAUGAGAACGUGGUUCUUCAUACUACCAAGGGAGAUGUCCACAUGAAACUGUUCUUCAAGGAGGUACCCAAAACCGUGGAAAACUUUUGUGUUCAUGCCAAAAAUGGAUACUAUAACGGUCACAUAUUCCAUCGAGUAAUAAAGGGCUUUAUGGUCCAAACAGGAGAUCCUACGGGAACUGGUACCGGUGGAAAGUCCAUUUGGGGAAACGAUUUCAAGGACGAAUUUCAUCCAAGUUUGAAACACGAUCGUCCUUAUACGGUUAGCAUGGCUAACGCUGGCCCAAACACCAAUGGAAGUCAGUUCUUUAUAACAGUCCUACCAACGCCUUGGCUCGACAAUAAGCAUACUGUCUUCGGAAGAGUUUACCGCGGCAUGGAAGUGGUUCUUAACAUUUGUAAUUCUAAAGCGAAUCCCAAGACAGACAAGCCCUAUGAUGACAUCAAAAUAAUAUCCAUUCACUUAAGUAAUUAAGCCAAGAUUGUAAAUAAAUUUUAACUCCAAAUUUUAAA